AUGGUUGUUACUAGGUCUGGUAAAUCCUCGUAUGCCAAAGUCCUUCAGGACGGAGGAUCGGGGUCUGAGAGUAACGACGACUUGAGUGGCGUGGCUCCUGAGCCGACGGGCAGAAGCUCGCCACUUCCACACAUUACCGAGUCCGGCUCGGUCAUUGGUUCAGGUGAGUCUACAUCGGACGAGAACCGAAUGAUCGGGGGACUCUUGUCCCUUCCCCAAGACAGGGAUCCGGGACUUGCGGGACAAGGUCCCGCAAGCAACGUGACCCUUAGGGACGAGCUCGUGGGCCUUGUGCCUGCGAGAUCGAGAUCGCAGCAAGAGGAGGCUGCUAGUGUGUCUUCCGAAAGGGAGAUCGACGCUGCGCGCGCGGAUUCUCCGAAUCCUGCUGCUGCGACGCACGCGGGUACUAUGUACCCUGCGUAUGCGAAGGGGACUGAGUCUGUGAACUCAGAGGACUUGGGGAUGAAGGGAGAGGUGAAGUCCGAGGGCGGGAGGAUGCCUGGAAGCUUCGCAACUCCGAGCGAUAAGGGCUUCGUUAAGCCUAAGUCGCCUGUACGCGCCAGUAAACGUAGCCCUAGUCAGCCUGAGGUCUCGGGGCCUCAAUUCUUUAAAGCAAAUAUAUUAGACGUCGACCCCGUAGACAAGACUGAAAUUGCUGGUCGCUGGUGUGAUCUCGACGAGAACGGCAUUGGAGAACUGCCUGUCGAGUGGGUAGAACGUGCAAGUGAGCGGUGGAGCCCGAUCAGGAACGAGAUCAUCUCCGAUCUGAAUCUUGAGGCAGGGAAGCGCCGGGAUCGAAGCACACCUCGAAAGAAAGCCAAGAAGUCGACUCAACACAAGAAAGACUCCAGUUUUGUCUCAAGCAAGGUUUUCGCGAGCCGGAAUGACCUAAAUAACCUGCAUGUAUCAAUGGGGGUUAUCGAGGAAGAACCGGUAAUGAAGUCCAAAGGCAAGGGCAAAGAAAGAGCCGUAGAGUCCGAAGAAGAACUCGGCGAUUCCGACAAGGAAAACAUCCCUCCCGGAUACGAUUUCGAGGAGAGCGAUCUGCGAAGGGCCCAGAUCAAAGCAGAUCGCGUGUUUGCUCUCCGGAUGCAAAAAGAGCUCGAACGAUACCAUGCAGAGCGUCCGGAAAACCAGCCCGUAGGUAGAGACGAUCUGAGACAACCAGAUAUCCAGACGGGAGAUGUUGAGCGACCAGUGCAUGUCCCGAUCAAUGAGAACAGAGGACGUUCUCAGUUCCGGACACAGUUUGUGAAUGCUGAAGCUGGCCCGAGUGGUCAUGUUCACUCGUCUAUGAACCCGAGCAGUGAUCCGUCGAGUAGUAGCUUCUCGAGUUCAUCUGGCAGCCGAGGGUCUAGUCCUGAUGAUUCGGAUAGCACCUAUAGAGGGUCGGAUCGCGAUUCGUCAAGUUCAGAGUUUGAUCCGUCGACGGAAGGAGAUUCCACAACGGAAGACUCAUCGGAUGAAGGAUCAGAGACUUCAUCGGAUCCGAAAGCGGAUAAGCGCAAGCGGCAAAAGAAGCGCAAAGACGAACUGAAGAGUCGCAAGAAACAUAAGCGCAAGUCCGGACAUCACGGAAGGUCUAAGAGUUCCUCCAAGCGUGCAAAGAGGGACAAGGCCGCGAAGCUAGGAAAGACAGUGAGUGCUUCAGCUCAGAUACCAAGGAAUACAGGGUUAGGCAGAACUCUGGGGACCAAAGACAAGAAGCGGAACAAUCGAGACAAGAAGAAAAGGAGCAAGCGACGCAAAAGCAAGCAUCUUGACUCAUCCUCUUCGGAUUCCGGUUCUGAAUCUGAAUUUAUGGAUCUGUUCCCCUCCGAGCCUGAGAGUGUAUACUCGUCGGAUUCUACAGAUACCAAGACUAGGAAGCGAGCGGCUAAGCGGAAGUACAAACGCAAGUUAGCCAUCGCUAAACGGGCUUCGGAAUAUUACAAGGUCGCUCCGAAAGAAUACGACGGGUCGCCGAAUAUGUACGAGUUCGAGAAAUGGUCUCGAGACAUCAAACGUUGGAUUAAGGGGUCAGGUAUGAAAAUGAAGCAUAUAUUACCCUUAAUCGGACAAUACAUGAAAGGCAGGGCUUACAAGUGGUACGAACGCGAGGUGGUGAAUGGCCGGAGAACUUUCACAAAGACUGAAUUUUUCUCUGCGUUGUUUGACCAUGUGUUUCCGCCAGAUUUCCGAACGGAACAGCGCGACAAGUUUGAGAACACUCACCAAGGGAACUGGGAGAUCCGCGACUUUAUUCAGCGGCUACAGGACAUCGCGAGUACCAUUGGCGAUGUGUCCGAGCGUGAGAUUGUACGCCAAGCAUGGAGGCGUAGCCAGGUCUACGUUCGUACAUAUUUGACGAAGCGAGGAUUCGACGUCGAGCGUAUCUCUCUUGAGCAGUUCUCCAAGUACGCGCAGCGAGCGGAGCGGACAGAGAAGUUGUUGGCUAAGGAAAACAAGGGCGAGCGAUCGCAGAGGACAAGGCCUAGCACUGAUCGGAGGAAUGAGGGCCGAAAUGGAGGGCGUAACAACGAUUCUGGGAGAAAGGACAAGCCAACUCCGCAAGGACAGGCGAGUUCGACCUCUGGGAAGCGUCCGAACAACUUUCAGAAUAAGACCAGAAACCAGAACGACCGGGAGCACAGGCCUAAGUUCCAGCCGAAGCCUAAGCUAGACAAGGAGACGAGACAGCGGUACAUGAAAGAGAACCGGUGCUUCAAGUGCAGCAAGGAAGGUCACAAUGCGAAAGACUGCCCAGAUAGUAAGGUUACCAACGCAGUUCUGAACCUAGACGAAGACGCAAUCGAGAAGGCAGCCAAAGAACGGGCAGCCGAGCGUCGAAGUAAGGUAAAGGCAGCUGAAGACAUGGGAGUGGCGAGUACAUCCUUAGCCGGUGUGGUAAAUCUUGAUGAGUCCGAAGAAAUCCGGUCUCUCAAGAAACGGCUGUGGAAAGACAGCGUACAUCAGCGUCUGCGUGGAGUCAUACCGCUACCUUUUGAUGACAUGCGUGAGGGAACUCGUCCUUGUGCAUGGAACGACCCUGAGCGAUUUGUAGUCCAGGAACUUGACGAUGACAUCGUUCCUACGGGACUCAUACAUGUCCAGGACCGUCAUUGCAAUGUAAUCUUUGAUGUUCCCGGAUUUUUAUUCCGGAAACAAACGUUUGAUUUAGCGCAUUGGCUGCAUGAGAAGAUGAGACCUCACCUGGAUGAUAUCUGGGAUGCUAGGGAACAUUCUCAGCCUGUACCAGUGAAAGUCGCAGAUGAGGAUCCCGACUAUGAUCGGAAUUAUCUAGUUCAAGCAGAUAAUGGAUGGACGUACGAUGCGCGCGGUCACCACGUAAUGAGAUUCCGUCACUAUACCGGAGAACUUCUUGAAUUCGACUGCGAGAAUGCCGAGCAGGAAGCACUGGGGAAGUGGUAUGAAUCCAGCAAUUGUGGUGGGCCUUGUUGUAACCGGACUGGUGGUAUUAAGCAUGAUUUACUUCGAUGCACGGAAGACGUCAUCAACUACGUACCUCCAGCGAUGGUAGAGUGGUAUACCGGCGAAAAGCAUCCUGAUCUCGAAGAGAUUCGACAUCUUUAUGCUGUAUACCUUCGCCGGCAGCAGGGACUUCCAAUACAGGAAGGCGAGGACUCAGGCUUACCUCCGGGUGAACUACCACAUAAUCCCGACUCCGCUUUCGAUGCGGAUGCUGAGGAAUACCUGCAAUAUGUGAUCGCUCAUGGGACUCAGCAUUAUAAGGGACCGUUUAAACGAUCCAUUCCGCGUAGCCCAACACCUAUUCCGUGCCGUGGGCUAAGCGGUGGCUGCAGUGGCUGCGAGGACCUUGGUUCAGUCUCCGACGACGGUGGCGUGGGAAACGUCCCGGACUUGGAAUCUGUGCCGGACUCGGAGCUCGAUGAGGUCGAACGGAUGCUUAGCGUCGUCGAUACUGAGGACGAUGCUGAGGACAUGAACGUAACUAUUGCUGAGGAUGAUGUAGAACACCAUCCUGGGCGUACGGAGUCGGAUCUCAGUGAGCUCCGGGGCCUGCGUGAUUUUUGGCGUCUGGUUCAGGCAUGGACACUUUCUUCAGAAGACGGCUUGUCAGAAUCCAGUGGCGAAGAUGGGUAUUACACUUGUGAGUCGCCAUGGGAGGAUGAUGAACCUGUCGUUUUCUAUGUAGGAGCUGUUACUGCAGAGAAACCGAAGGCGAAGAAAGGAAAGUCUGUACGAAACAAGGCUGACCUUAACUCUUUGGAGCACACUUCGUUGCGCGUGAAAGAUCCUUCGCGGAAGGUACCUAGGCCUAUAAUUGUUAAUGUGCGUGUCAAUGCUGAAGAUCAAGACCACUGCACUCGACAAGCAAUUGCCGGUGCAGAUGGCAGUGUCGGGAUCGAGGGCUAA
Molecule: messenger RNA, 4377 nt
Organism: Stereum hirsutum FP-91666 SS1
Lineage: Eukaryota; Fungi; Basidiomycota; Agaricomycetes; Russulales; Stereaceae
Exons: 2
Coding region: 1-4377 (1458 amino acids)
Molecular function (GO): nucleic acid binding; zinc ion binding
Source: RefSeq, a predicted model, not a curated record